AUGCCUCUCCCACCCAUCACCACGAUAGCUGCCUGUGGCAGUAUCAUGACGGCUGUCAAGUCGGGAUGGGAGCUGUCGCGCAUGAUCAAGAAGAAGGACGCAGAGAAGCGCCUGGACCAGUAUGCCAGGGCACUGCUCAAGGACCUCCGAUCUGUCCACCUGGACGGUCUCAUGAACCGACGAACCUUUGACCAGUGGUACGACAGGUUCCUGGGCGCACUUGCAGAGAAGGACAUGAUGGAGCUCCGCAAGAUCCGUGAGCAUGUCAACCUGGUCUACCGUGACAAGGCGCGCGUCACCAGGCGCAACACGUAUACCAACAAGAGUUCAAGCUAUACGGACGAGAAGAGGACAACGCACCGGCGGGCACACUCUGCAGACAGGAGACAGUCGUCGAGAGGCCCGCCCCCUGCGUACACGGUGGAGGAAUGGGAGGAGAAACAGGAGGCGGAGAGGCGGCGUCCCAAAAAGGUAGACACGGCCAAAGCCCAGAGGGAUUACUAUUAUGCGCACGCCCUCCCUUCUCCGUACAAGGGCGAGCUCGAGUACACGCCCAAGAGUGACGAGUUCGAUGGCUCAGAGAAGGACCGCGGGCGCUACGGCUCGCGUCACAGCUCGCGUCACAGCAGCCACCACCGCGAGGGCACUGGCUCCCGUCCAGACUCCUUCCGCUCUCGCAGCACCAGCACCGUCGAGAGAGGCCGCACGCGGAGCCGCAGCGUGCACACGGAGCAGCGGGUUCUCGAGGAGGAGGAUGAGGAUUCAUUAGCAGACAUAGACAGUGAGGCUGAGACGUAUUAUGGUCGGCGACGAGCUUCGUAUUAUUCCCACGGCGACAAUGGGGUUGGACGUGAUGAGCGGGCCGGACGAGGGGGUCGAUGA
Cryphonectria parasitica EP155 is the source of this 882-nucleotide messenger RNA. RefSeq lists its product as uncharacterized. The record is from RefSeq and is a predicted model, not a curated record. Lineage: Eukaryota; Fungi; Ascomycota; Sordariomycetes; Diaporthales; Cryphonectriaceae. The transcript is spliced from 2 exons. Bases 1 to 882 code for a protein of 293 amino acids.